AUCUGAACAAAGUGGGUCGAAUGAAACGCUGACGAAAUGUCUGUUUCUCGAAGUGGUCUGCAAACGAAUUUGUUGGCAGGCGCUCGGCGUUCUCGUGAGACCUGCUGGACGGAUCAAGGAAAGAGAACCAGGCACCCAGGCGGCCGCUGGCGCCGUCGAGCUGGGGGUUUAAGCUGCACGAAAAAGGACGGACUCCGUAAAACGCCGCGGGACUGUCUUUGGUUUGAUCACGCUUACACUUGUUUUGUUGGGCCUGUCGCAUGACACAGCACUUUUUUUUCGUCUGAAGGCUUUCCUAGCGACUCAUGGGUGGAAUCCUGCAAGGGUAUCCGUGCUAAGCUUUCCGUCCGUUCCGCGGCUGAAAUCUGUCCAGUUUUUCGGUGAAACAAGCCACAGAAAGACUGGAGAGCUUCGUCGUCUUCAGUUUACAGGCACCUCUGCUGAGAAGGCAAACGCGCACUCGCGUACCGCCCUCGAUCUUGUUUUCUGAAGAGAAGUUUCCCGUUGCCGCUCGGCUGAAACUUGCAAACAACCUCCCAUGUUCCUCGCGUCGCUGCAUAAAUUUCGUCACCAUCGAUGUUCCUUUGCUUCUCCUCCGGUCGCUACUCACCAAAUCUGAUCCUCCACCGUUCGUUCAACCACAAGAAGCCCCGCGACCGUUUUCUUUAAGUCUGCA
Messenger RNA from Toxoplasma gondii ME49, 676 nucleotides. RefSeq lists its product as hypothetical. The transcript has 3 exons. NCBI's taxonomy places the organism in Eukaryota, Apicomplexa, Conoidasida, Eucoccidiorida, Sarcocystidae. Bases 37 to 264 code for a protein of 75 amino acids. The record is from RefSeq and is a predicted model, not a curated record.